AUGGCCGCAACCACUGCAACUGAGACCGCAACUAUUCCCCUACCAAAACAAGAGGGACUCGAAGAGCGCGCUGACCAGGCUGCCAUUCCCUAUCGAGGGCCGCGCCUGCCGGCCGUCCCCGACGAUCUUGUCGUACCGGGCAUAUUCGACAUUGAAUGCGACGAGCGCCUCUGGGUACCCCAGGCCCCAGACGUCUGGUUCCGCCCUCUCCUAUUCUCCGUCUCAAACGGCUAUUUCGUCAAUAUUCUCCGCGUCCGUCGCUCCGGUAUUCUCUCCCGUCAUCGCCAUGCAGGAGCCGUGCACGCUACGGUUCUGAAGGGACGCUGGCACUAUCUCGAACACCCUUGGUGGGCUACCGAAGGCGGCUACGCCUACGAGCCUCCGGGUGAUAUCCAUACGCUGGAGGUUCCUGAGGAUGUGAAGGAGAUGGUGACUCUGUUUCAUGUCACAGGGGCGUACAUUUACGUCGAUCCUGAUGGCGUUCCUGUCGGUGUCGAAGAUGUGUUUAGCAAGUUGGAUAAGGCAAGGAAGCAUUAUGAGGCCGUCGGACUUGGUGCGAGCUUUGCGGAUCAGUUUGUGAGGUAG
Messenger RNA from Ilyonectria robusta, 585 nucleotides. Its product is annotated as RmlC-like cupin domain-containing protein. The coding region runs from base 1 to 585 and encodes 194 amino acids. The transcript has a single exon. The record is from RefSeq and is a predicted model, not a curated record. NCBI's taxonomy places the organism in Eukaryota, Fungi, Ascomycota, Sordariomycetes, Hypocreales, Nectriaceae.